AUGGAUAACAGUGGAGAAGCGGUGGAUGAUCAGGGCUCAGGAUGGUUUCAAGUGAAAAAGAAGCAUAGAAGCAGCUCAAAAUUUUCUUUGCAGAGCUGUGCUGGGGGAUUUUCAGGAAAAAAUGGUUCUAGUUAUCACAUUAACCAGCCAUCAUCGAGUGAAAAAAACGGGAAUUUGCGUGGAAAUCGCAUAUCUCACCAAUCAAAAGGAGAGCCAAAUCAUUCCGUAGAUGGCUGUUGCAAUGUUGCUAAUUCUUGUUCUGUGUCAUACCAAGAUGAAAGCAGUGUGUUCUUCCCUCAUAAAUUAGUUGUUACACAACAUGGAGAAGAUAGUGGACAUUCCAAGUUGGCACCAGUGUCGAUUACCAAUUCUACUGCCAGAGUUGGAGACAUCCAGAAAAUUAUACGGAAGGAUAAGCCCAAUAUGCUUCCAAAGAUCAAGUGGGGAGAUCUAGAGGAUGAUGUUUUGAUGCUGAACUGUGAAAAUAAUUCUCAAGCUGAUAAACAGUUUUUUGAUGACGGAGAUACUAAUUUGGUGGAUAGGAAGCCCGAGAAUAAUUGUCAGUUCGUUGCACAUGUUUCUUCUUCUAGUAACCUCCAAGAAAACAAAUCGGUGGCCUCAUCAGUAAAUGUAGAUACUUCUCUUGAGCAGUUGUUUUCAUUGACUAAUAAAGAAGAUAUGAUUGGAAAAAGUGGUAAAGAGGUUAGUGAAACUUCUUCACAGGAUGUAGAGUUGCCAAGUACAGAUGGCAGAAUGGUUGUCCCAAUUGAUACUCUAAAUUGCAAGGAAAUAAACACUGAAAUUUUUAAAACAACGGAUGAUUAUUUAAAUUCUACCUAUCAAUCUGGUGAAGAGGGUGUGCGAGCGGCAAAACUUAAUGUGCCUGCUGUUGUGUCUGAGGUACACGAGUUAAAGAUUUCUGAAUUUACUGGUACAAGUAUGAAUUCGACAAUUAUUCCAUUGGUUAGUGAGUUGCUUCUUACUGGAAACCCUGGACCUGAAAAUUCUGAAUUACCUAUGCAAAAUGGGAAUUCAAGCGCAGUGGUGAUUCCCCAGGACAGUGAGUUACUUCUACCUGAAAAGACUAAUCCUGGAAUUUCUACUGAACAGGGGAUAAUAGUGAAACUUCAGUUGCCUGUUAUGUCUGAGGGACACAACUCACAAACUUCUGAAGAACAUGUUACAAAUUGCAAUUCAACCACUGCAGUGAUUACCAAGGAUAAUGAGUCACAUGCAUCUGAGAAGUGUGCACCAGAAAUUUCAGGAGAAUUUGCUGUGUCUGUAUCUGUUGACAAUUCUCAGGGGCCAACUGAUGUGGCAGUGCAUGAUAAAUUGUCUGAAGUCCAGGCCACCGGCUCCCUCGGAGAAGGUGACAUAUGUGAAAGCAAAGAAAGAUUCAGGGAACGACUUUGGUGCUUUCUGUUUGAGAAUCUCAACAGGGCUGUAGAUGAACUUUAUCUUCUUUGUGAGCUAGAAUGUGAUGUAGAACAGAUGAAAGAGGCUGUUCUUGUCCUUGAAGAGGCUGCAUCUGAUUUUAAGGAACUGACUACGCGGGUACAGGAGUUUGAGAAUGUGAAAAGGUCCUCUCCUCAAUCGAUUGAUGGGCCACCAAUUUCCUUGAAGUCUGACCAUCGCAGGCCACAUGCUCUCUCAUGGGAGGUUAGGAGAAUGACAACUUCUCCUCACAGAGCUGAGAUACUAUCUUCAUCUUUGGAGGCUUUUAAGAAAAUUCAACAAGAAAGAGCUAACAUGCUUGAAGCUAAUAAUGCAAAAAUCCUGGGGCUAGAAUGCUCCAAUCUCCAUGAGGUAUCUGUUCAUAAUCUCAAUAAGUCAGCUGGGAAAAGUGAUGUAAUACUCGGUGCUAAAGAUUUAGCGAUGAAGUCAAGGAAACAGAGUGGAGUUUCAUAUUCCACUCAAGGAAACCUGAAUGGUGAGAAGCGGAACAUCGACUUAGGCAGGUUCAAUAAAGUAAACUUGGUAAAAAGUAGUCAUGACCCUCCACGCAUUGUAUCGUCUUCCACUGCCAAUCCAUCCAUGCUACUUUCCAGGGAUAGUUCUGCCUCUGGUUCUGGGAAGGGCAAACGAGAAACUGAGGCAGACAUGCUGCUUCAUAAGAAAGAAAAAAUGUUGUCAGAAAUUGCCAUUGAGAAAAACCUUAAAUCUGCAGAAAAUACCACUAAGAAGCAAAUUCCUCAUUCUGAGAAAGACAAGGAAAGGAGAAAUUCUACUUCAUGGAAAUCAAUGGAUGCAUGGAAAGAGAAGAGGAAUUGGGAGGACAUUCUCUCAUCCCCUUUCCGUGUCUCUUCUCGCAUAUCACAUUCACCAGGCAUGAGCAGAAAAAGUGCUGAGCGUGCUCGCAUUUUGCAUGAUAAACUAAUGUCUCCUGAGAAGAAGAAGAAAACUACUUUGGAUUUGAAAAAGGAAGCAAAAGAAAAGCAUGCAAGGGCUAUGAGGAUCAGAAGCGAGCUGGAGAAUGAAAGAGUUCAAAAGCUUCAGCGCACCUCAGAAAAACUAAAUCGUGUAAAUGAAUGGCAGGCUGUACGCACUAUGAAGUUACGAGAAGGAAUGUAUGCUCGCCACCAGCGUAGUGAAUCUCGACAUGAAGCAUUUCUAGCUCAGGUUGUGAGGAGAGCUGGGGAUGAAAGCAGUAAAGUUAACGAGGUUCGUUUCAUCACUUCUUUGAAUGAAGAAAACAAGAAGCUUAUGUUGCGUCAGAAACUUCAUGAUUCAGAGUUGAGGAGAGCUGAAAAACUUCAAGUGAUAAAAACUAAACAAAAAGAGGAUAUGGCUAGAGAGGAGGCUGUUUUAGAACGCAGAAAACUUAUUGAAGCUGAGAAGUUGCAGCGUCUUGCUGAAACACAGCGGAAAAAGGAAGAGGCGCAAGUUAGAAGGGAAGAGGAACGCAAAGCAUCAAGUGCAGCACGUGAGGCAAGGGCAAUCGAACAACUUCGGAGGAGGGAGGAAAGAGCCAAAGCACAGCAAGAGGAAGCUGAGCUGUUGGCACAGAAAUUAGCUGAGAGACUUAGUGAAAGUGAACAGCGUCGCAAGUUUUACCUAGAGCAAAUACGGGAGAGAGCUUCUAUGGAUUUCAGGGAUCAAUCUUCACCUUUAAUGCGCCGAUCAAUGUAUAAGGAAGGUCAAGGCCGAACAACAACAACUAACAGCUGUGAAGAUUAUCAAGAAAACAGUGUUGGAGGGGCAGGAAGUUCUACUCUUGCUGCAGGAAAUGCCUUGUCGCAACAUUCGAUGAAACGACGGAUUAAAAAGAUUCGGCAAAGACUUAUGGCUCUCAAAUAUGAAUUCACAGAGCUUCCAGCUAGUUCUGAGAAUACUAGCAUUGGAUAUAGGAUGGCUGUAGGAACUGCCAGAGCAAAAUUUGGGAGGUGGCUUCAAGAACUUCAAAGACUUCGGCAGGCAAGAAAAGAAGGUGCUGCCAGUAUUGGUCUAAUAACAGCUGAAAUGAUCAAGUUUAUGGAGGGUAAGGAUCCGGAGCUGCAGGCUUCUCGACAAGCUGGUCUGCUUGAUUUUAUUGCUGCUGCUCUGCCUGCUUCUCAUACAUCAAAGCCUGAAGCUUGCCAGGUCACAAUGCACCUUCUGAAACUUUUGAGGGUGGUUCUCUCAGCAUCUGCAAACAGGAGUUACUUUCUGUCACAGAACCUCUUACCCCCAAUCAUCCCCAUGCUGUCUGCAGCCCUUGAGAAUUAUAUAAAGAUUGCUGCUUCUUUAAAUGUCCCUGGGAGCACUAACAUGCAAUCGACCAAAACAUCAGUUGAAAAUUUUGAAUCAAUCUCCGAAGUUCUGGAUAAUUUCUUGUGGACGAUUGGGGCAGUUAUUGGUCAUGCUAGUUCUGAUGAACGAGAAGUCCAAAUGCGAGAUGGCUUGCUAGAGCUAUUGAUUGCGUACCAAGUUAUUCACCGACUGCGGGAUCUUUUUGCACUUUAUGACAGGCCACAGGUGGAAGGAUCGCCAUUUCCAUCUUCUAUUCUCCUGAGUAUACAUCUGUUGGUGGCUAUAACAUACAGACCUGGAACUAGUAGUUCCAUUAAUUGGGAAUCUUCUCCAGUCCAGACGGUGCUAGGAUUUGAAAAUCAAGAGACUAAGCCCACAGAAAGUGUUGAUUUGCAGUAUUUCUCAGUAAAUCAGACUUCUGAAGAUUAUAGACAUCCACAAUCUGUACUAAAUUGUAGCAUAGCUGUAUCACCUCCAGAUCUGUCACAGGAUAGACAGUUAGAUGAGUCCUGUAAUACAAAUGAAAUUAACGAGUCAGUAUUGAUUAGCAGAAAUGGUGAAAAGAAGCCAUAUAGUUCUGUUGAGUUGAAUAUUGCCAACACAAACACAAGAGACGGUCUAGAUGAAGCUCAGAAAAUUUUGAUUGAGGAGAAGGAUGUGAAAUUCUUGGUCAAUGAUUGUGCAGAACAAAAGAAUAAUGCCAUGUUGAACAUGAAGCAACCGGUGGCUUUUCUUAUUUCUGCCAUAUCUGAAACUGGACUAGUCAGUCUUCCUUCUCUGUUGACAUCAGUGCUACUUCAGGCUAACAACAGAUUAUCCUCAGAACAGGUCUCAUAUGUCCUUCCAUCUAAUUUCGAAGAGGUGGCAACCGGCGUCCUGAAAGUUUUGAACAAUUUGGCCCUUUUAGAUAUUAUAUUCAUGCAGAGAAUGCUGGCUAGGCCAGACCUGAAAAUGGAAUUUUUCCAUUUGAUGAGUUUUCUUCUUUCCCAUUGCACCAGCAAUUGGAAAGUAGCUAAUGACCAGGUUGGGUUCCUUCUGCUUGAAUGCCUUUCGCUUCUUGGCUUUUUUGCCUUGUUCCAUACGGAAAAUCAAGCUGUUCUUCGAUGGGGAAAAGGUCCCACCAUACUUCACAAGAUAUGCGACUUGCCAUUUGUGUUCUUCAGCGACCCCGACUUGAUGCCAGUUUUGGCUGGUGCUCUAGUUGCUUCCUGUUAUGGGUGUGAACAGAACAAAUGUGUGGUUCAGCAAGAAUUGAGCAUGGAUAUGCUAGUUUCCUUGUUGAGAUCUUGCAGAAUUGUUCCGCCAGCAGGGGACUUUAUACAACGAUCCUACCGGUACAACUCUAGAAGCAUGCGGGUUUCGAUGGGGAAAGCCGGUGCUUCUGGAAACAUCAGAGGUGGCAAGAUGAGAAGCCAAAGAGAUGGAAAAACAACAAAAACUAGUGAAGAAAUGGCUUUGAAACACAAUCCAUUAGCACCUCAAACCUCUAUGAUGUUGCAUUGUAGAUUCCCUAGCAGCUUCAUGGAUAGGGCAGAGAAAUUCUUUUCAGCAGAGAUGACCAACAUGGCAGAUGAAGUUUGA
Dovyalis caffra is the source of this 5310-nucleotide messenger RNA. The record is from the annotation of a GenBank genome assembly. Lineage: Eukaryota; Viridiplantae; Streptophyta; Magnoliopsida; Malpighiales; Salicaceae.